Molecule: messenger RNA, 585 nt
Organism: Penicillium griseofulvum
Lineage: Eukaryota; Fungi; Ascomycota; Eurotiomycetes; Eurotiales; Aspergillaceae
Exons: 2
Coding region: 1-585 (194 amino acids)
Source: RefSeq, a predicted model, not a curated record
AUGGUUCGGAUAAGCGAGGCGAUCAAAGAUGAUCACCGGAAACUGGAAUCUUAUUACAACAUCAUCGUCAACUCUGAAGAUGAAGAUGAGCAAACCCGAUUUCAAAAUCAGUUCACCUGGGAACUUGCACGACACGCUGUCGCCGAGGAGCUAGUAGUGUUCCCUGCACUGGAAAAGGUUCGCCCUGAUGGCAAGGCGAAAACAGAUGAUGAUCGGCAGAGCAAUGCUGAUACAGCACAGCUAAAGGAAAUGCUUGCCGUUUUCCAGGACUUAAACUGUUCCGAUCCACGCUUCAUCCCUACCAUUACUACGUUGAUGGAAGGUCUUGCCCAGCAUAUGCAAGACGAAGAGACAAACGACCUGGUCAUAUUGGAGGAGUCUCUCACUUCUGACGAGAGUGAGAAGUUGGUUGAAUCUCUUAACCGCACUAAGAUCUUUGUGCCCUCUCGGUCCCAUUCAUAUGGCCUGGAGAGACCACGCUAUGAGACUGCAGUCGGGCUGCUCUCGGCUCCACUGGAUCAUCUUCAGGAUUUGUUCCGAAGGUGGCCAGAGGAGGAAAGCAUGCUAAGCGCGCCCCUAGAAUAG